GGGAUAUAGAUAGUAGAUCCUCAUUUUGUUAGAGGGACACCCGGCAACACACAUCUCCUCUGUUGCUUAUGACCCAGGAAUCAUGAUAUUUUUAUUUUUGCUCUUUAGUCUUUAUUUAAUUGAGACUGAAUCUCUCACCAUCUGCUCUUUUAAUGUCAGAUCCUUUGGAGAAGCAAAAUGUGCCAAACCCGAGGUGAUGGCCCUCAUUGUGAAGGUAUGUUCUCAUUUUCAACCUACUAUCAGAUCAGCAAAUACAAAAUGUUUCCAUCAUGUACAGGCUAGUUCGAUAGAACAAUUUUUUCUUCAACACUUAACAAUUUUUUAAUGGCUUUACCAAUAUACUCAGAGUUUCCCAACUAUAUAUUUUUGAGGGGGUGCUCACUAAUGCAUACUUUGUAUGGUAAAUGCAGGAUGAUUUAUAUUGGCAUAUCCCUAAGGUUCACUAAUUUCAGACUGGUAUGUGGAUUAUGAGCACUUACAUAAGACUUGAUUUAAAAGCUGAUUUUGCAAAGAGUUCAUAAGGUCUUAAAUGUUGAAGGAUAUAGAAUUGUAGAAUCAUAUAUUGUGCCAGCAGAUGAGAAGUAGUCAACCCAUCGAAUCCACUCGUUUUAAAUUCUCAGACUUGUUUUGCUUAUUUGUACUUCUGCAUAACUUUAUGAACAUCCAAAGCAAUCUUAAACAUUUUUAAAAUAUUUUUCAUAAUAAAAAGUCAUUUUAAAAGUGUAUCCAAAAAAUAUAAAAUCACUUAGAAAGCAUUUUUAACAAUAUUAAAUCAAAAGUCACUAAAACAUUAAAAAUUAUGGUGCAACUUGGGACCACAUUUGCACAAAGAUAAAAAAAUAUAUAUAUAUAUAUUAAAAAAUCUUGUUUUCAGAAAGGAAAAUCUUACAGCAAAUAUUUGUGCAAUCUUCUACAGAAACACUCGGACGAUGAAAAUAAAUACCGUAAAUAAAAAAAGAUCUUUAAAGGAAAUGUAUAUUGUUAGGAAUAUGAAACGGUUUUUCUAGUACCUUCUAGCCCCCUCUGCAUCCCCAGCCUCCAGUGGCAAAUAAAGGGUUAAAAAAACACCUUUACACUUACACGAUACUAGUGCCCCACUUGCCGAUGUUGGCAAGCCAACGCCAGCUGAUGGCAAGGAGUUGAUGCGCAGACACGGUGAGCAUUAGGCCAUUCCCAUUGGAUAGCAUUUCCUUAUUGAUUUCCUAUUGGGAUUUUUUAGACACUGGAUGUAUUCAUGCACAGAGUGAGAACCCCCGGCAUCGUUUCUCGGAGGCAAACAAGCAGGAAGCAGGCAGUUAAACAGUCUUAACCCUGCUAUGUAAACACUGCAGUUUCUCAAUGAGAUGAAGUGACAUGGGUGCCUAUAGUGUCCCUUUAAUAAAUCGGUUAUUAAACUUUUAAAUGAACAGGGUUUCUCCUCCAGCAGUAAAAUCUGUAAAUCACACCUUUCUUUAUUAUUUAUGGUUUCAUGUCAGAAAAACUCAAAAAAUCUGGAUACCUCUUAAACUCCCUAUCAUUAAAAAGACGAGAGGCUACACUGACUCUAGUACAGACUUGUAGGAUAGGUAGUAAACUAACAUUUCUGGGAAAUAUCUGAUGUCUCCAGGCAUUGUGCUAUUCAGUAAGAUCACACCUUUUUAUUGUAAUUUCUCUAUAAAUGUGGCAUUAGCAGAGGUUGCAACGUUGGUAUAAUGUUGGAAGACUUACGUCAGGUAUUGCUUAAGUUCAUUGUGAACUGAAUUACAGUCUGUUUUUUUUUUUUAAUUGGGCAGCCCAGGGACUCGAACGAUGUUUCUGCUUACAUAGGUUAUUAUUCAAGAAGGUGCUUUUUCCCUGUCUGCACAGAGUAUCUAUUGGUGUAAUACUUUGCAAAUAUAAUUGGCUUUAUAAUCCCUCCACCACUGGUGCAAGGAUUUUUGGCUGAACAGACAAACACUACGUUUGCCACCCCACAUCUGUACUUGAGUAGGAUUGUGUCACUCAACCUUCCUUUUUUGAAUUCACCCCCAUUUAUUGUCUCUUCCUCUCUCAUUUUGAUGCGGUUACCUCCUAUUAUAGCAUUGCGUUGUGGACGCCAUUAAAAGAUCUUCUUUCCCACUCCCUCCAGUCCAGUUACAUUAAGCAGCCCCUGUCAGACCAGCUAAAGGAAGAUCAGGGCUCGAUUCCUGCAGGAACGCUUGGGAACGGCAUUCCUGCACUUUGGUUAUAGAGGAAUGCCUGAUAGCUGGCGGUCCCCAAAGUGAAUAGCCGGAGAGCGGCGGUCCAUGUGCUGAUAGAAUGUGGAGAAGUUCCCAGUCUGAGCUCCGGAUAUUUUGUAACUCAGUGCGCAUGCCCAGUGACCGCCAGCCUGAUACCUAGUGUCGGUAUCCUGGCUAUCGCAUAGCAACAAAGUGAUGGGAAGGUGCAUCUUCUGCUAACCACUAUCAGGGAUUGUCUGCAGGCAGGAGGGGGAGAGGGACUCAGGUACACAGUGUGGGAGUGAGAGAGUGGAGGGUGAGAGGGACAGAGCAGGAACAGAGAGUGGGGGGUGAGUGACAGAUGUGGAGGGUGAGUGUGACAGAGGGGAGGGACAGAGAGUGGAGGGUGAGUGUGAGCAGGGAUAGAGAGUGGAGGGUGAGUGUGAGCAGGGAUAGAGAGUGGAGGGUGAGUGACAGAGAGGAAUGACAGAGAGUGGAGGGUGAGUGCGAGAGAGCAGGGAUAGAGAGUGGAGGGUGAAUGUGAGAGAGCAGGGAUAGCGUGUGAAUGGUGAGUGACAGAAAGUGGAGGAUGAGUGUGAGAGGGCAGGGAUAGAUAGGCAGGGCUGGAGUCCUGCAGGAACACAUGGGAAUGAUGGUGUUCUGAAUGGUGUUCCUGCUGAGGAAAAAGUGGUCAGGGCAAGGCAGUGGGGCAGUGUGUGCAUGUGUUUGGGUCAGUCUGUUUGUGUAUCAAUCCAUAUUUGAGUGUAUGGGUCAGUUUGGGUAUGGAUGGGUCAGUCUGUAAGUGUGUAUGGGUCAGUCUAUGUUUGUAUGGGUUAGUGUGUGUGUGUGUGUGUAUUUGUCAGUCUAUGUUUGUAUGGGUUAGUAUGUGUAUGGGUAAGUCUGUGUGUACUUGUGUGGGUUAGUGUGUAUGGGUCAGUCUGUGUGUGUAUGGAUCUGUGUUUGAGUGUAUGGGUCAGUCUAUGAGUGUGUAUGGGUCAAUCUGUGUGUGUGUGCGUGUGGGUCAGUCUGUUUUUGUGUGGGUAAGUCUGUGUGUAAUUGUAUGGGUUAGUGUGUGUAUCGGUCAGUUUGUGUGUGUAUGGAUAGAUCUGUUUGUGUUUAUGGGUCAGUGUGUGUGUGUAAAAUUCAGCCUGUGUUUGCAUGGGUUAGUGUGUGUGUGUGUGUGUGUAUGGGUCAGUCUAUGUGUAUGGAUGGUUUUGUCUCUGUAUGUAAGGGACAGUCUGUUUGUGUAAGAGUAAGUCUUGUUUGUAUCAGUCAGUCUGUGUGUGUAUGGGUCAAUUUGUGUUUGUAUGAGUCACCAUGUGUUUGUAUGGGUAAGUUUGUGUGUCAUGCCAAGACUGGUUUCUGCCUCUAUAAGGAGUUCAAGAAGGGUAUUUCCCUUGCAACAGGUCAGACCCCCUUUCCCCCCAGCUGUUCAUUGCUUUGAGACCUCAGUUGGGUCCCCCACUCUAGUUAAGGAUUAGGUAUAGGUCUGACAUGCCUAGUCCAUAAUCAGGCUGGACGGAACAAAAGAAACAAACCAAAAGUAUUUACUGGUUAGUAAAAUAUCCAAGAGCCUGCCAGUUAAUAUUUUUACUCGGUUGUCCUUACAUUAGGAGUUGCAGUGUCAGUGAGUUUGUGCAUGUCCACAUGGGAAAGUCUGUCAGUGUGGGUGUCAGUGAGAGCUUAUGUGUACCUGCAAGUUAAGAACUUGCCUCGAACACAUUUUAGAAUUUUCUUCUUUGGUGUCCCACUUAUGGGGACAUCACAGACAAGACUGUGUACUGUGCAAAACAAACACAGGGCCCUGCAACCAUGAUGAGCUGGUGGAGCUCUUUGGUGAGUUCCCACACUUUUUCCCCCCAGGACUGGCUCCCUGAAGAAGAUCUACUGCGGAUCAUGAGGCCACACUACAGAGAAUGACUGGUUGGAAGGGGGAGCUCUGUGUUUCUCCAUCCCACCUGUAAACCAUACUUUUGAGCCCUAGGCCCAUGUGCCCAAAAAUGGCAGCCUGUGAGACCUCAGUUAGCACCUUGAAUCCACCAUCUAGCCCAUUUCUGUCAGAGGGGGCUGGCUAUUUAUGUACAUAGGUCAUCUUAGGGACAGCAUAGAAGAGUUUUAGAAACUCCUACUGUGUCCAUAAAUUCCUGCAGUGCAUUAGAAUAAAAAUACUCCUAUAAAAAAUAUAAGGAUUGAGCCACUUUCUUGUUUGGUGUAUGUUUCUAUUAAUUCCUCCACAGUCCACCAUUUUCCAAAAAAUAUUAAUAGCAUAUGAAAAUCAUGAUUUUAUGAAUUUCAUGGAAAGUAAUAUGUCAAAUGUAUUUGAACCACUAGCAUACAGCCAACAAAUAAAAUACAACAAUAAAUUAUUGUUAUUAAUAUUGGUAUUUAUAUAGCGCCAGCUUAUUCCGCAGCGCUUUACAAUAAGAGAGGAAUUUACCAAAUGAGACAAUAACAAAAUGUAACAGGAACAAUAGGUAGCUGAGGUCCCUCAAACAAGCUUACAUGCUAGAGCUAUCGUUCUAGUACAUAUAUACAACUGGUAUUACAGUCCAGAUGAGCCAUUUACGGAACUUUACAAAGGGGCCAGCUAUGCAAGAAGUAAAGUGGAGGUAGAGAAGGUAGUGAACACCGGUGUACUGUUUUCUUCCAUCAGGAUCUUAGACAUUUUUAAGGGUGUUAGAUAAUUGCUAGGCAGGGAAAUGUUUGAGACACUCCAUGGACAGCCAGUACCUUUUUAUCUUGCAAGCAAGCAUUAUCCACAACUCAUAGUUUAAAACUGCACAUUCAACGUACUGCACCCAUACAACACAAUCAAUACAAGCCAAUCCCAUAGUGUCUAUCUCACAUAUUUCACCCAUAUAGAAUAAAUACCCUAGCUACAGAGAUAGCAUGCUAACCAGGAGCAAUAAACAAUAUAAUGCACUAGGUUACAGUAAUUAAAAAUACAAAUAUAUGAAGAUAAUAAUGAACACAGUUCUACGUCUAUCAAUGGGGUGUCCACUAGCAAAUAAAAAAAAAAACCAAAUGUUAAGUAUAUAUAUAUAUAUAUAUAUAUAUAUAUAUAUAUAUAUAUAAAAAUAUAAAAAUGUACAUUAAGGUGUAAAUAAUAAAAAUUAAAAAAAAUAGAUUAGUCCAAAAUUUCCACAGUGUUAAGAAAUAAAGAUCCUCUUAGGAUAUUGUGAUAAGUGUAACAAUAUGAUCUCAAUAUUGUCACAAGAUGGAUAAUGCAAGAAAAUUACAGCAAUAUAGAGAUGUUGUAAUAUUCAGACCUGUGCGCCAAAUAUUCUAGUACUCAUAUGGAUGAUAGGAGAAUUCAAUACCCUGUAUAUACUGAAGAAAAAAACCUCUACCUGUUAUAGGUACUAAAUCACUUGUGGGACUUAACGCUAUCAGAGUCUACAUGUUUAUAUAUAAUAUAAGAACUUUUGCACUCCUACCUCCAGCCAAAGAUACCGGUUGCUCAGCCACACUGUGAUAUAUGAAACAAACGUUUGCCAGCACUCAAAAUACUUUAUUGUCAAAUCGACGUUUCAGUCCCUAAUCCGGGAUGAAUGUCCUGAUGAAAGUCCCAGAUUAGGGACUGAAACGUCGAUUUGACAAUAAAGUAUUUUGAUGUUGGAAAUCCAGGAGUGCUGGCAAACGUUUGUUUCAUAUAUAUAUAUAUAUAUAUAUAUAAACAAUGCAAGGAUGAGGGCACUCACCGUUAUCCCAUUUCUGUGCACCACGCUGGAACCAAUAUAUAUCCAAAUAUUUUAGCAAAGAAAAGUGGGAACUCGACCGUCUUAAUUAGUGAAAAAAUAAACACAUUUUAUUGUGUAGCGUCAACGUUUCGGACCUGUUCGAAAGGAUCGAGAACAGGUCCGAAACGUUGACGCUACACAAAUAGGGUACUACAAGCAACAGCUUCCUACACAGGGAUCAUCUGACAGGCUUCUUCUUACUUCACUUAUUUGAACAUUUUAAAUUUUUUUAUUAAAAAAUUACUGUUUUGCAGUGAGCACUAUGGUUUCUUUUGUUUCUCUAUUACAGGUACUAAAUUACUUGUGGGAAUUAACUCUAUCAGAGUCUACAUGUUUGCAUAUACUCAUAUUUUCAGAAUAAUGGUUAUAUACAGGGUAUUGAACUCUCCUAUCAUCCAUAUGAGUACUAGAAUAUUUGUCACACAGGUCUAAAUUGCUGUAACUUUUUUGCAUUAUCCAUCUUGUAACAAUAUUGAGAUCAGAUUGCUACACUUAUCACAAUAGCCUAAAAGGGAUCUUUAGUCAUUGUGGACUAAUCUAUUUUUUUUUUUUAUUUACACCUUAUUUGACAUUUUAAUAUUUUAUAAAUUUUUUUAGAAAAAUUAUUCGUUUUUGGACUUGCUAGUGGAAGUUAUACCUUAAUGAUAGACAUAUUACUGUCUUUAUUAUUAUCUUUAUAGAUCUGUAGUUUUAAUUACUGUAACCUAUUGUAUUAUCUUUUUAGAAUGUAAUGUAGUGCUUCAGUGCAGGACCGUACUUAAUUCUUUUUAUGCACUUAUUUGUGCACUUUAUACACAGAAUAUUCAAAUACUUGCACAUUGCACUUUUUAUAUUGCACUUUUCAUUUAUUAUUUGCACUUAGUGUAUAUGUAUUAACAUUUCACAGUUUUUAAAGGUAUAGCGCACCUUUUUUUGAUUAUAAGGAAGGGAGCAGUGACUUGUCCUCCACGCCACUGGACCUCACCUCCACCUCACUUGAUAAAGUCACUUUGCCUUGUUACAGUUUGUCAAUGGCCUCUGCCUCUUAGUUAAGAUUGCACUUGUAUAUUUUUUAAUGUUCACAACAAAGUCAACUGACUUUGGACAAGCUCCUUAAAAACUGAGUUCUCCAAGGGUUCAGUCUAAAAAUAGGCAACCUUCAGCACUGCAGAUGUUUUGGACUACACCUCCCAUGAUGUUUUCCCAGCAUUAUGGGUGUAAGAGCAUUUUGGGGGAUGUAGUCCACAACAUCUGGGGUGCCAAAGGUUGCCUAUCCCUGCACUAGUGAAUUGAUACUAGUUGUCUCAUGCAGGAAACAGACAAGUGACCUGAAGAGUAAGGGGAGCAGUGAUUUGAAAAGAAAGGAGGAUAGUGAAAUGUGGAUGAAGAAAUCAGUUACUGGUCCUCUUCCUCCGCAUGUUGCUGGACCCCCUUUUUUUUUUUUUUUAACUUGUUACUGGCACUCUAUCUCCGCAACUAUUUUCUCUACUUCCUACAAAGGUCACUUGGCAUUGAGAGUAAGCAGAGCAUAACGUCUACUCCCAUUUGUCUUAUGGCUUUUUAUUUAUUUUUUUUUACACAAUUUACCUUCUUUAUCUUAAUCUCUCUAAAACUCUGAUGUUAUGGAUCGGAACUGAUAAAAAUCUAAUUUCUUUAUCUCAUAGAUUGUAUCUCGUUGUGACUUAAUGCUUCUAAUGGAAAUCAAAGACAACAAGGAUAAAGCAAUCCAUUCCUUGAUGGAUUUACUCAACAGGUAGAAUUUAAAUACUUUAACAAUACUGGCCAGACAAUCUGUGAGAUUUCUAUCAACAAUGACGGGAAGCUUAAUAGCUUGCCCUUCAGAUAGUCCCCCUAAUGUCUUAAACAAGUUGUGCUAUUAUGCAAGAGAACCUAAGCCUGUUACGUAUCAGAAUGAUCCCACCCAAAAAGGCAGGAUUAGUCAUAACUAAGGCAUCUGCCUAGGGCCACGGAAUUAGACAGGAGCCCUAGAACUUUUAGAAUGCUUUAGCCCAUUCACUAUCUCUAUAUGAAGAGUAAAUGCAGGGGCCCUAAACUGGCAAGGCAGGAUUAGUCAUAACUAAGGCAUCUGCCUAGGGUCACAAAAUUAGACAGGGGCCCUAGAACUUUUAGAAUGCUUUAGCCCAUUCACUAUCUCUAUAUGAAGAGUAAAUACAGGGGCCCUAAACUGACAAGGCAGGAUUAAUCAUAACUAAGGCAUCUGCCUAGGCCCAUGGAAUUAGACAGGGGCCCUAGAACUUUCAGAAUGCUUGGGCCCAUUCACUAUCUCUAUAUGAAGAGUAAAUGCAGGGGCCCUACGCUGGUAAACUUCCUUGGCCCCUGUGGAAUUGUAGUCUUUCUCUGCACAAAGGCAGUUUAGAUGAGGGUACAUUUUAUUAGAAUACCAGUCAGGUAAUAUAUGAGAACUCUUAAAAACAAUAUUGGCCAGAUGCAUUAUGAGAAUUCGUAAACACACUAUGGGCCAAGCAUUAUAGGAGAACACAAGGUAAAAGUAGAAAUUGCCCCCAAAAGAUGUUUAACUGCAGCAGCAUUAGUGGCUGUGUAAAAAAAAAACAAAAAAACAUCUAAUGUAUGUCACUCUGCCGAUCACAUUUACACUCUGACAAGAAUUUACAUAUUUUGCAGCCAAACAGAGAUGAAGGACGAAUACAGCUUAAUAAUAAGUAAAAGGCUUGGUCGGAACACAUACAAGGAGCAGUAUGCGUUUAUUUAUAGGUAAGUAACUACAGACUCUAUGUGGGCCUACAGAAAAAUGAAGCCAGUAGAGAAGUAGUUAGCCUGUAUAAUGAACCAACUUUAUUGUUCCGUACACAUCAUAAAAUAUUUAUAGAGGACUUAAAAUCACUCUGCACCUUAAGGUGGAAACAGUGGGAUAAAGUGAUAUUCAAAUGUAUUUGAAUCGAUCAUGAAAACUCAUCCUGAUUUUGUUGUGUGAUGUUGGGCGCAUGGCUUCUGAAGAAACAAAAAAACACUUACACUUUAGCUCCAAGCAUUAUCUGUCGGCUGUAAAAGAGAGCAAGCCAUAAAACAUUUUGUGAAUUUUAUACUGUGAAGUGUACAGCAUAUCACAUAUUCCAGCACCACUGACUGGUUAUUUUUUUUUUUUUUUUUAAACAGAGUUGGAAAGCACUCACAAAUGUAAAUGAAACAUACUUUGACUUCUCAUUCAUUCUUUUUUACAUGAGGGCAGUGUAUAAAUGCAUGCGCUGUUGUAAGUCACAUAAAAGUACAUUAUUAGGAAUUUCAGUCCGAUGGAGAUCUGUGAUAUUCUCAUACAUAUUGAAUAUUACUGUGGGUAUGAUUGUGAUGGAGCUCUGUUAUACGCCUAUAUACAGCUCACACUAAUGUGAGUUUUAUUAAACUAAGUGGCUAAGGAACACGGUGAUACAUCAAUACGCAGCAUUCAUCAUCAUGGUAUAUUUUAUUUCUAUGGAUCACUGGGUUCAAUUCAUAUAUGCUUCUUAACACAGAAUUUUCAUGUUGGGAGCACUGUGAUGCCCUCACACAUACCUCAGUUUGCUGGGAGUUUUUUUUGCAAUGGAGCUCUGUGAUCCACUUAUGAACAUCAUCCAUAACUGGUAAUAACCGAGAUAGUGUCACGGACACCGCAUGGUAUUUGUAAGUAAUUUUGUUGUGGAUCUAGGUAUUCUAAUACUCAAUAUAUACCACUGUGAGUUUUCCUACUGGAAUUCUGUGAUAUUCUCAUACAUUUCCAUUGUUCUGAGUACCUAAAAAAGAUUGACAAAAGAAUUAGGACCAGAAACUCAUUUAAGAUUAACUAUUUACACUACACAGAACUUGAUAUUUUACUUUUGCGCGUCAGGUGGGUUUUUACUGUCCCAGCUAAAUUAUACAUUAUUGAUGCAUCUUGUGCUACAGUCAUUUAUACUAUUUUGGUUUAUUUACACCAAGGAAUCAGCUCGUCUCGGUGAAGGAAACCUAUCAGUACCAUGACAUGCAGCCUGGAGAUCCAGAUGCAUUUUCCAGAGAACCCUUUAUCGUUUGGUUCAAAGCCCCUAAAACUGGUAAGAGCAUUAAGGGUACUUUGCACAUUAACCAACAAAUUUAAUACAUAGUACCGAGGUAUACAAGAAGGACAAAGUAAUUCUUAGGCAAAGCUCUUACGUAGAGCAAUCACCAUGGAAACCAUAUUGCUUAUAUUCAAUGGGAUUUUAUAAGAGGGAACCUAAUGCGCAUUCACAAUGAGUGCCGUACAGGCAUAUAUUCGUAUAUAUGUGAUUAUUUCCCAACUCAACUCUUUUUUUCCUAAAGUAAACUAGUUCAUAUUUAGAACUUAAAUAACUAAAAGCUUCCAUUCUCAUUAUUUUUUUAUUCUUUAGUGGAGAAACAAAUACAUUUUCAUUUACUCACAUAGUUGUCAGCAAGCUUUACAUUACAUCAGUCUCUGAAUUGCAGCAUCCAACUGUACAAUAUUACAGUGCAAAAAGGUAACAAACGUAAAAAUAAAACACAGGGUGGGGGGGAAGGAGUACCAUCGCAAUGAGAUCAGAGUAAGCCCUAUGGCAGUAACCUGUGUGCUGUUGUGAAGGAAAAGUCUCAACAAGGGUCCCAAACUUUCUAAAAGGCUGGAAAUGUGUUUUGUAUGGUGGUCAUCAGUUGUCCAUCAGCUGGUGGUCCUCAAUGUCUGCUCCCUUAAGGAAGGGGCUGAAGCUGUCAACCAUGAUGCGGCAAUAGCUCCUCUGGCAACAAAAUGAUUUUAUUGAGGAGUUUCUGUGAUUUCUUUGGGAAGACCCUCUAGUAGUUGUUCCUGGGCUUUAAGGCAUAAUUAAACCAUUGCCACUGCCUCCCAUAUGUCUUCCCUUACUUCAACCUCACCCCCAAGAUUUUGUGCCCAUCGUGCGACGUAUCUCAUUGGGCCCCAGACAGUGGAGUGAGAGCAUAUGUACAAACAUAACUGAGACACUAAUCCCUUCUGACAGUUUCCUUAAAGGAACAAUAUUUUAAAUGGUGUGGGGCACUGUUUUUCUGCUCUACGCACUGCUGGCUGAAUGGCAAAAUCUCUGAACUGUAUAUAUCAAAAAAGGUCCCUAAGUGUUUGUAGGGGCUGUAUUCUUCUGGGCUCAUAGGUAGUUACUGCGGAAUGGUAACGCUGUAUCCCCACUACCUCUAUAUUCCUAAAAUCCUGUUGUAGCAUUCUGGGUGGGGGGAGGGUUUUGAAAUAUCUAUAACUAAGGAUUGGGAUCAUUGGUGAAGAGCCAGAAGUAAAUUGGAAUUUUUAUUUUAUCCUGUCCCAAAUGGAGGGACGUCAGAAUCGAUGGGCAUAUUGUGCGUAGUAGGGCCCUCUGGGGUUUAUUUAGCCACAUGUAGUACUUAAAGAGAUCCAACCCCAUCAAAUAGGAUUCAUAAUCCUCUCACCUUCUCUCCCCUGGUGGAGCAUGCCACAUCACCAUUUGUGCAAGCUGGGGUGAAUAGUUGUACGUCAGUAAGUUCUGUGCUAUACAACAUAUUCGUUUGUAGAACAUAUUUCUCGCCAACCUGUGUCUCUUAUUACCACUCAUGAAAAAGUCUAUUACCUUUUGAGGAGCCUCCAGAUCCCGCUUAGUGACCUACAGCAGUAGGACCUGGAACAGAUAGAGCAACCUUGGUAGGAUUCCCCUUAUUCAUUCCACUUUUGCAUUAUGUUCAGUUCCAUAACAUCUUUCUUUAAAAUAGAUGUCCAAAAUGGUACCUUAUUUAUGGGUGGCUCUUACCAUUGAUUCAUAAAGAUGCAAAAUGAUCUGUUUUGUGAAUUAAUACCCGUUUUUGAGCAUGACUAUAUUUUACUGGUUUUAGCAACUGCUACAUGACCGUGCACAUUGUUGCAUACCCUGUUGUCUAUAAAUAUUUCCAAAUACUUAUUUUUUUCCCCUAACUUAGUACCAUUUAAGAUUUACGGUGUUUGUGCAUUCCUCACUCCAAAAUUCAUAACUUUGCAUUUAUCUACAUUAAAGUUCAUCUGCCACUUGGAUGCCCAGUCACCAAAUCUGUACUAAUCCCUUGGAACCGCAACAUAAUAUCCUUCUCACACUGUAUUACUUUGCCUAGUUUGUGUCAUCUGCAAACACAAAUGGGCACAUUACAGUCAAGACUUAUUGCAAGAUCAUUAAUAAACAGAGAAGUUAAGCCAGACAUAUGUGGAAAUCAAAGAACAAGAAUUUUCAUCUACACCAAUUGCUUUUAAUUUGUACACUAACUGCUUAGGAGAAACUGUAUGAAAGGCAUUAGGAAAAUCCAAAUAUAUCACAUCCAUUGCAAUUCACUGAUCCAAACUUUAACUGAAUUCUUUAUAGAUAGUUUGACAUGAUCGGUCUUUUAUAAAGCCAUGCUAAUACUGUGAACCGUAUCAGAUUCUACAACAUAUUUUAUGACAUUAAAAGGAAUAUAGUUAAUCCUCCUGUCCUCAUGCGCCAUCACUAAACAAGAUAAAAUAUUUGAAAAUAUACAAAGUGAGAUGCAAGGACAAAAAAAGACACAACCUGUUGCAUGUUGAGGAAUUUGUUCUAAGCACAAGAUAAAAUAUUUGAGCAAGUUCUGUUUUUCCACCCUUAAUCAAGCACGGACAGGGCUCGGUUAUAUUCCAUAAGGGAAACCACUGUCUUCUUUAUUUAUGUUUUCUCUGGUCUAAUUUUGGACAAUGUCUAGUUUGUUUAACCCACUUAUCUUUGAUAACCAAAGUUCUCUAAUUUACUAAUUUGGAAAUUUGUUAAAAUCCUCUCUCAGGUUUUAAGUUUCUCCUUUCACAAGUAACUAUUUCCCUUUUAUUCCACGACGAAGAAGUGAAAGAGUUUGUCAUCAUCCCUCAGCACACAACUCCUGAAGCCGCCGUUCGAGAGAUCGAUGAACUAUAUGAUGUUCACCUUGAUGUAAAAGAGAAAUGGAAAUCAGAGGUAAAACUAACACUGUAUUCACUGUUGAUUGAAGUGGAACUGCAGGGAAUUUCUGCUAGCUACGCCCUGCAGUGCAGCAAGCUGUAGUUGUUAUGGUCAGCAGCGGAACUAACUUUUGCUCUAUGGGGGGCCAACACUUUUUUCCUACCAGGGCCCUCUCUUCUUUAGUUUUGUCACUGGUUAUGGUGCUUUAAAGGAACACUAAAGAGUUAAGAAUAUAAACCUGGAUUCCUAAUGCACUAUUGUCCCUGUCCCUUUGUAUAUUAACUUCUCCCCCAAUGAGCAGGGGAAUUUUAGGAAAUUUCAAGUUUGUCUCACGUUUUUCCUCAGCGCUGAUGCCUCUCCUUCUCCCGCAAUGUCACAGCGGAGGCAUGGCCUCCUCCAGGGUGGUCCAAUCUAAUGCUCCUCACAUUGGAUCAUUGGCAACCUGAUGCACAUCUAGUCUUCCCCAUUGAAAGCAUUGAAUAAAUGCUAUCCUUUGGGGGCCUCCGCUUUACGUGACAAGAGCUACGAAAGAUUCCUUUCUGAAAUGAACUAAGUCAAAUUAAACACACGGUGCUAUAAAGGAAAUACAACUGUAUUCUAUACAACAGUACACAUAGAGGUUUAGUCUAAAAGUAGAAUAACCACCAUGAAAUCAUGAUCACCAUUGAAACUCACAGUACGUUCUUGCUGAUUGCUCCACUUUAAAAAGGUUGUCCCCUAAUUUGUUAAACCCCAUUGUAUCAUACUAUCUUCAUAGAUAAUUAGCUAGUUGUACUGAUGUGGUUCUAACAUUAACAAUACUUUGCAAGCAAUAUGUAACAUAAUUUACUUUUUUUUUUUAUCUUAUAGAAUUUUAUUUUCAUGGGUGAUUUCAAUGCAGGUUGUUCCUAUGUUCCCAAAAAACACUGGAAGAACAUACGGCUGAGGUCUAAUCCAGAGUUUAUCUGGCUAAUUGGGGACAACGAUGAUACAACAAUUAAGAGCACCACCAACUGUGCAUAUGACAGGUAAUAGUUCUACAAUAAAAUAAAUAAGCCCAGAAAGCACACUUAAAACUCUCUAAAAGCAAUCUAAAAACAUUACAAUGAUUAAAGCUAUAAAAAGUGCUCAAACACGACAACACAAUUCCCUUAAAUUACAGUGAAAUCCCAAUUCAUAAAGUGCCCGCACGAACAGAGUUAUUAUAGAAUAAACCAUUGUGAAAAGCAUGAAUUAUAACAUUAAUAUUUUUUUUUUAAAUAAACACAGCAAUUUAAAAUAUGAAAUCUAAACUAAUUCUAUAAUGCACUAAAGUAACAUAGAUAUUUGCUCCAUUAAGGAGUUACUCCAACCAAAAAAAAAAUGCUUUAAUUAAAUAUUGUUUUUUUAUUUAAGUAAACUUCACCGGUAUGGCUAGUUACACCUCGUGUGCACAUGAAUUUGAAACAUGACUUUGGCAACGAUGUUCUGGAUAGCCAAAUGUCAAUUCUUUGCAAAAAAAAUAUAUAUCCUUGUCGACAAAGUUCACUGUUCACAGACAACAGACAUUCUGUCCUUGUUACGAGUACCAGGAGUCUGCCUAUAAGGGGAAGCUUAAGUCUUCCCUUCCUUUUUUAAAAACUAAUUUCCUAGCUUGUCCAUCCUGCACUCUCUACUUCACUCUUUCGACUCACCAGCUCAGAGAGCAUGCGCUUAUAUGUUCUCAGCAUUGAAAACUGUCCAGGGCAUUUGAUUGGACCGCAAAGUGACGUGGCAUGAUUCAAGUUGGGUUGUAGAAUCAAUAGAUCCCAUUGGAACUAAGCUUUUUUUUUUUAUUUAUUAAAACAAUUUAAUUGAAAAAAAAAGAGUGAAAAAGAGUAGUAAGCCUUUUAUAAAAAUGUGCUUUCAUUAAAAACAUUUUAUUAAACCUUUUAUUUUAUUUCCAGCUUAGAAUCCGUGAGAAUACCUCUUUCAAACAGAGUAUGCUGUUGGCUUCUUUUUUUUUCAGGAUCGUGGUUCAUGGGGAUAAGAUGAUGAAAUCUAUAGUCCCUGACUCAGCCAGUGUGUUUGAUUUCAUAAAAGAAUUUGGACUGACGGAAACUCAGGUACCAUGAUUUGAUGAUGGGUUGCAAUGUGGGAGCAGAUAAUUGAACCAAGUAGUGUCUAAUGGCAAUUUCAAUGCUGUUCAAUAGAUUUGCAAUGGAGGUCCAGCAUUUUACUUGUGUCGGUUUCCUUCUACAUCCUAUUGAGUAAAAAUAUAUUUCUACCUAGUCACCAUGCCUCGUGGUACUGAAAUUAGGAACACUAAAAUCUGUGACUCUGGUUGCACUCUAUGAACCGUGGCUCCACAAUUAUAAUCCAGUGACUCCAGCAACUAGUAUUGUGGAAUAGAACAGGGUUUCCCAAGUACCCCCUACCAGUCCAGGAUUUAGGGAUUACCCUGUUGUGUCUAACAUGUUUUUUUUUUUCUUAAACAUCUUAGACACAUAACUGAGUAAUCCCUAAAUCCUGGACUGUAAUGAAGUAUUUAAGGACUGGGUAGGGGACAACUGGAAAAAAGAUUGUUAAAUUAGUAUUUUGUACGAAUACACUUUGCUAUAUGCCUUAUGAUUGUUCUAGAGACUCCUAUCUUAACUUUUUGCUGGAUCACUCUCAAAAAUGGUCUCACUGGUGCAAUGGUGCAAUGGUGCAGAAGAUCAGCGUUGCAUCUUGUAAAUCAGUGACCAAUUUGAAUUGUACUAUUGUACAUACUUUGAAAGACCCAUUGAAACCAUUAUUUCCAAACUAGCCACUGUGUUCGGGUUCUUUUUAUUGUUUGGUGUAUGUCUACCCUAAGCUUUGUGUAUACCAUCGUGUCCCUAGGAAUCACAUUAAUGUGCGUCUGUUUGUUUGUUGUUAUUUUCAGGCUCUGGAAGUCAGCGAUCACUUCCCAGUGCAGGUGCAAAUCAAAAAAGCCAAAAAUUUUGUGGAUAAAACCAAAUCUUUCUUCAAAAAGAUAAAAGACAAAAUUUCAGGAAAGUGAUCAUUUCAACAAUAGUUACCUGUUUGGCACUAUAUCCUGUACUAUGUAGUUAUCCUGUAAUAAUAAUCAUGAUAUAUAAUGCACAUGACCCAAAAAAUUGUGACAAAGGCACAUUAUUAUUAUUUUUUUUAAAUAGUAAAAGAGAAACGUUUUGACGCAAUGGAAAGACAUAAAAUAACGUAAAGCUAGUAAAUAUUACAUAUAAAAAUAAAUUAAUGUGGCCAAGGGAAAAACUUAAAGGGACAGUAUAGUCACUAAAAUAACUUUAGCAGUUUUGGUGUAUAGAAUUUGCCCCUGCAGUCUCACUGCUAAAUUCUCUGCCAUUUAAGAGUUAAAUAACCUUGUUUAUACAGCUCUAGUUACAGCUCCCUGCCUGACUUACACAGCCUUCCUAAACAUUUUCUUUAAAGUGAGCUCUAAUGUUUAAACUUCCUUUAUAGCACAGUGUGUUUAAUCUAGAAUGUUGUAUCUGUUAACAGCCUUCUAGAUCCUGCAGGAGCCCUGUGUUAAUUAAAGUUUAAUUUACAGAACAGGAUUGUGAUUGAAAAUGAAACCAUUUUAAUAAAACCUUCAUGCAGACUGUGUCAGUCACAGCCAGGGGAGGUGUAGAUAAAGCUGCAUGGACAGAAGCAAUGUAGGUGUGAUUGUGUAAGACACUGACCCACAGGAAAAUGGAGCUCUUGAUAGGUACAAUUCUGCACCAAAUACUCACAUGCACCAAAUACUCACAUGAGUUCAUUAUAGAUGUUAUAUUUGUUUUUCUGUGGCUGUCAGAUAAUCCUAUAGAUAAAGCUCUCGUCAGAGCUUAAAGGACCACUAUAUGCACCCAGACCACUUCAGCUUAAUGAAGUGGUCUGGGUGCCUGGUCCAUCUAGGAUUAACCCUUUCUUCUAUAAACAUAGCAGUUUCAGAGAAACUGCUAUGUUUACAAAUGGGUUAAUCCAGCCUCUAGUGGCUGUCUCAUUGACAGCCGCUAGAGGCCCUUCCGUGCUUCUCACUGUGAUUUUCACAGUGAGAAGACGCCAGCGUCCAUAGGAAAGCAUUGAAAAUGCUUUCCUAUGGACUGGCUGAAUGCGCACACCGCUCCUGCUGCGCAUGCAGCCAGUGACGGCGAAGAGGAGGAGGAGAGUUCCCCGCCCGGCGCUGGAGAAAGAGGUAAAUUUAACCCCUUCCACCCCCUAGAGCACGGCGGGAGGGGGACCCUGAGGGUGGGGAGGACCUAGAGACCCUAUAGUUCCAGGAAAACGAGUAUGUUUUCCGGCACUAUAGUGGUCCUUUAAAUGCAUUUCAGUGUACCACCACUUGCUUACAUUAGCCUAAUUUGUUUUGUCAUAUUACAUGAAUGUUCUGCUUGCGCGUUGUGCAGCUCUGUGAUAUAUUAACUGAUUCCUUUAUAAAUAAAAUGAUACUUGCAGGCAAACAGAUGGAAGAUGGGUCUCUGGCUGCCUUAAUUAUUAUGGACUGCAGAGUCGACAGCUGGGUAACUGGACAUCCUUUCAGGAGAAUGGUGCAAUAACUCAGGAGUGAAAUAGUUACUGCUUAAAUAAAGCUGUAAACUGAGGGAUCUGGAGAAAUACUAGAGGCUCAGCAUAAAUGGUGACAGCAGAAUCAAUUAGGAAAAUCUAAAACUGCAAUAACUAUUAUAGGAUCACUAUAGUUUUAGGAAUACAUACUUGUAUCCCUAACCCUAUAGUGCCCCAGUCCCUAGUUCUAUAUAGGUCAGUGCCGUUGUUUCCCAUAAAAAUUUGUAAAAUCAAAGUUUUAUUCAUCUCUCUAUCUCCCAUGGUGCCAUUGAGGAGGCAUGGCCUCCUCCCUGAUAAUCCAAUCCAAUGCUCAAAGAAAAGCAUUGUGGUCCAGAUGCCAUGAGUGGCGAGCUCAGUGCACACAUACAAGCUUCCCCUUGGGAAAGCAUUGUAUUCAGUGCUUUCUGGUGAGCUUCCGUGUCACAUGAGUUAUAGACACAAUGAGGUCACUGAUAUUAUUGGAGCACUGUCAGGACUCGGAUCAGGGAGGACCAUCCAGACUUAGGUUGCUAAAUGCCCUGAUGAACCAGCAUUCAAUCCUGCCUUAUAUUUACUACCUGACUAGGUUUAACAUACCUGAAAAACACCUAUUUCAUCAGCGAUACUCUUUCGACUUACUCUUUCCAGUUUAAGGUCAAAAGAAUAAAAUAAGUAUUCAUAAUCAUGCCCAUAAUCAUAAUAAAUUGUAUUAUUACUUUAUCAUUAAAUUUGUUUAUGAACUUUUCCUACGUUUCCUUUAUUAUCGUCAUUCAGCAAUCAGAAAACUGGUGCAAGGAUCAAAUUGUUGUAGGAGACAUUUCCCAACACAUC
Pelobates cultripes (western spadefoot toad) is the source of this 18099-nucleotide messenger RNA. The record is from the annotation of a GenBank genome assembly. NCBI's taxonomy places the organism in Eukaryota, Metazoa, Chordata, Amphibia, Anura, Pelobatidae.